AUGGCUGCAGGAUCGGAUCGUGGCAGGCGGAGUCGCAAUUCCGCAGCGGGCUGUCCGUCGCGCCAUGGCUAUUCGCAUGACAAGACGGGGAGCGCCACGGCGCGGGGGACAAACAGGGUUACCGGCGCUACCAACGCUACUAGCAGCGUUACUGCUGGCAGCGGCGGCGGUAGCAGGAGGAAGGUGGAGGGUUGGCGGGAGCAGCAGCAGGCGCUGCACCGCAUUGUCGAUUUUUUGGAGACGAGCCGUGCAUCUGUACGGCAGCUACAAGCUGUGCCAGCUGCGCGUGCGCGUAGCAGGCUGAGUGAGGAGCAGCGGCGGGCGGCGUGGGAGGAGCAGCACGAGCGGGCAGGGCAGUUCCUAGCCAAGCCAGACAUGUCCCCCCCAGCCUGGGUGCGUCGUCUCGCCCCUCUCCACGACAGUGCGCCCGCAGACCCCUUCCCUCUCGUCCGACGCACCGUCGAGGCUGAGCUGGCACGUGCUGACGUGGCAGGGAGUGACGUGCACAUGGGCAGGUUGAAGGAUGGGCGCCGUGUUGCGAUCAAGGUGACUCUUGAGACGUCUCAAAAGAGACCACAGUUCCCUCCUCUCUCCUCGCCCUCUGCGUUCCCCUUCAUUCUCACACCACAGGUGCAGCGCGCGGGGGCAGAGCGGCUGAUGCUCAUGGACCUGGCAAAUCUGCGUCUCUACCACGCCCACUGCUCUCACCACUCUUAUGAACCUAGAUGUGCCUCAUCGCUCACGUCUCUCCUCUCCUCAACCCCCCUUCACUUCCACCCCGCCCCACAGGUGCAGCGCGCGGGAGCAGAGCGGUUGAUGCUGAUGGAUCUGGCAAAUCUGCGUCUCUUUGGCGCCUUCCUGCAGCGCGCCGAGCUCAAAGUGGACCUGCUGGGUCCCAUUUCUGAGCUGGAGCAGCAGAUCCGGUACGAGUUUGACUUCGAGCACGAGGCAGCAGCCAUGGAGCGCAUCAGACACGCCCUGGCACAGCGGGACGGGGGCGAGACGGCAGGGGGUAGGUGGGAGAGGCAUGGGGGGAUGCGGAGCAGCAGGCGCACAGGCAGACAUGGUGUGGGUCGUGGAGGGAUUAGCAGGGCGAAUAGGGUGGAGAGGGUGGAGAGGGUGGAGACGUUGGGGAGGGUGGAGCAUGCGGGGAAGAAGGCAAGGCCUGAGGAUCGACAAGGGGCACAUGUCAUUGUGCAAGGCGGGGCUGAAGGUGGUGGGCGGAGUGCGGAGAUGGACACACGGGCGUCACCUGUCAUUGUGCCAGCAGCCAUACCAGGCCUUGUCACCAGGGGCCUAUUGGUGAUGGACUUCAUAGACGGCACGCCCAUCCUGAGACUGCCUGAGGAGAUGCGCAAGCGAGGCAUCAGCCCCAGUGGCGCACUGGCAAGGCAGACCAAGAGCCCCAGUGUUGCACUGGCCAAAGAGACCAAGAGCACUACCAGCAGCGUGCGGGCGUACGCGGCUGGACUACAGGCAGUCCAAGCGCUAUCAACAGCAUAUGGCUGCAUGCUGCUGCAGCACGGGCACUUCCAGGCGGACCCCCAUCCGGGCAACAUUCUCGUGUGCGCGGUGGGCAGGGUGGCUCUGUUAGAUUAUGGGCAGACCAAGCAGCUGCAUGAGGCGCUCUGGCUCAAUCUAGCGCGCUCCUCCCCACCCUCCCAUCGUCACAAUCUUAACCUCCUGCCCUUUCCCCUCCCCCCACGUUGCAGUCGCAUAUUCUCAGCGCUAUCCACGGCGUAUGGCCGCAUGCUGCUGCAGCACGGCCACUUUCACGCAGACCCCCAUCCAGGAAAUAUCCUCGUCUAUGUGCGCGGGCGGCAGGUGGCUCUGUUAGAUUAUGGGCAGACCAAGCAGCUUCCCGAAGCGUUGAGGCUCAAUCUGGCUCGCUUGGUGGUGGCAAUAGCCGAUGAGGACAUGCUGGCU
Molecule: messenger RNA, 1926 nt
Organism: Closterium sp. NIES-65
Lineage: Eukaryota; Viridiplantae; Streptophyta; Zygnematophyceae; Desmidiales; Closteriaceae
Source: the annotation of a GenBank genome assembly